Molecule: messenger RNA, 1268 nt
Organism: Trifolium pratense (red clover)
Lineage: Eukaryota; Viridiplantae; Streptophyta; Magnoliopsida; Fabales; Fabaceae
Product: U2 small nuclear ribonucleoprotein A'
Exons: 7
Coding region: 171-1010 (279 amino acids)
Biological process (GO): mRNA splicing, via spliceosome
Molecular function (GO): U2 snRNA binding; protein binding
Source: RefSeq, a predicted model, not a curated record
GUUGGGCCCGUUUAGACAAUGUAGAAACCUUUUUGUCCAUUCAUUUGUGAAAGCAGCAUUAGGUUUUCAUUUUCCCUCUCUCUCUUUCUCUCUUUCCGGUCGGUCGCUGGCUCCUUCAGUUCCCGUUGGUUCCUUCCACUGUAGCUAGCUGCUGGAGGAGAGUCUUUAUAAUGGUGAGGCUGACUGCUGACCUAAUCUGGAAAAGCCCUCAUUUCUUCAACACCAUUAAAGACCGCGAAUUAGAUCUCAGAGGCAACAAAAUUUCUGUUAUUGAAAACUUAGGUGCUACUGAGGACCAAUUUGACACUGUUGAUUUGUCCGACAAUGAAAUUGUCAAAUUAGAAAACUUACCUUUUCUUAACAGAUUGGGUACUCUUCUUAUUAACAACAACAGGAUUACUAGAAUUAAUCCUAAUAUUGGAGAGUUUCUACCCAAUUUACACACACUUGUUCUCACUAACAACAGGAUUGUUAACUUGGUCGAAAUUCAUCCCUUGACCUCCCUACCUAAGUUGCACUUUCUUACUCUUCUAGACAACAACAUUACUAAAAAACCAAAUUAUAGGCUUUAUGUUAUUCACAACCUCAAGUCCCUCCGUGUUUUGGACUUCAACAAAGUCAAAAUUAAGGAACGUUUAGAAGCCAAAAAUUUGUUUGAAUCAAAGGAAGUUAUAGAGGAAGCUCAGAGGGUUCCAGCAAAGGCUGUUUCACCUGUUGAAACUCCAGAUGUUUCAGAUGCUACAGAGGAACAACAGAUACCCAAAGCUACAGCUCCUACUCCAGAGCAAAUUAUUGCUAUUAAGGCUGCCAUUGUUAAUUCACAGACUCUUGAAGAGGUUGCUAGACUUGAAAAGGCACUGAAGUCUGGCCAGCUUCCUGCAGAUAUACAAAGCUUGACUGAUAAUAUAAUGGCUGAUAAUGUCAAUGAAAAACAAGACGCCGAUCUUGGUGAAUCUAAUGAUACACAAGAGCAGAAAAAUACUGAUUCUACUGCAAUGGAACAAGACUAGAGUGAGGAGCAUUGUGCAGUUCACUUUAAUGUCGGGUUCUUGAAUCAAAAUCUUGGUUAUUUUUGUGUACUUUUCUGUUUCUUAGCUGGUUUGGACUUUAGAGCUGGGGGUUUCAAUUCCCCUCUUGGUGAAUAGCUGCUUUUAGCAUUUACAUAUGUAUUAAUAUUUUUAUUUUCAUGUCAUGAACCUGUGUAUUAAAUUUAGUUGUCUUUACAACUUGAAUGAAUUGUUAGAGCUUUUUUGGCCCACAGCCAGGAA